AUGCACCAGGUUUUCAAAGCCGCGAAGGAGAGCAAGCUUCGACACACCACGGCGUUGGUGGCGUGCACGGGGGAGAAAUGGACGGUGAAGGAAUACUACGACGAUUGCGUGAAAACGGCGAAAUCGUUCAUUCAUCUCGGAUUGGAACGAUACGAGUCGGUGUGCAUUCUCGGGUUUAACUCUCCGGAAUGGCUGAUGGCGAACAACGGCGCCAUCUUCGCCGGGGGGUUCGCGGCCGGGAUUUACACGACGAACGAACCGGCGGCGUGCGAGUACAUCAUCGAGAACUCGAGCGCGCGCGUGGUUGUCGUGGACGGGCAAAAGCAAUUGGAUAAGAUCUUGGAAAUUCGAUCGCGAUUGCCCAAGCUCAAGGCGAUCGUGAUGUACCGCGAAGACUCCUUCUCGGAUCCGGCUGGCGCGAAGGACGCGUCGCUCGCCAAGGUGUACACGUGGAAGGAUUUCUUGAAGCUCGGCGAUGCGGUGAGCGAUGAUACCCUCGAAGCUCGCAUGUCCGCGCAAAAGCCGGGCAACUGCUGCACGCUCAUCUACACUUCCGGAACCACGGGCAACCCGAAAGGGGUGAUGAUUUCCCACGACAACUGCACGUGGACGGCGUCGUCGAACAUUUUGCACAACCCAACGAUUACUUCGGGGCCGUUGCGUGUGGUGUCGUACUUGCCGCUUUCGCACAUCGCCGCGCAAAUUGUCGACAUCCAUUCGCCGUUGAUGUGCAUCGUGGACUUUGACAAGACCGCGGCCGUGUAUUUUGCGCGCCCGGACGCGCUCAAGGGUACGCUCAAGGAAACGCUCAUCGAAGCCAAACCGACGGUGUUCUUCGCCGUGCCGCGCGUUUGGGAGAAGUUUGCCGAAGGCUUGCAAGCCAAGGGUAAGGAAAUCACCGGUUUGAAGGCCAAGAUCUCCGCCUUCAUGAAGGGUAAGUGCGCGGGCGUGCACGCGGCGUCUCAAGUCGGAGCCACCGUCGGCCACCCGUUCAUGGGCGGCUUCGCGAUGAAGUUCAUGAAGAAGAAGGCUCACGCCGCUAUCGGUCUCGAUCAAGCGCGAGUAUGCCUCACGGGCGCUGCGCCGAUCAUGAAGCACACGCUCGACUACUUCGGCACGAUCGGCAUCCACAUUCUCGAAGUUUACGGUAUGUCCGAAAACACUGGUCCGCAAAAUGUGUGCAAGUCUGAUUACUUCAAAGCCGGUUCUUGCGGCGUGCCGAUUCCGGGCGUCGAGAUCAAGCUCGACCACGUCAAGGGGCGCGACAAGGAUGGCGAAGGUGAGAUUUGCUUCCGUGGCCGUCACGUCAUGAUGGGUUACCUCAACAACUUGGCGAAGACCCAAGAAAGCAUCGACGAAGACGCGUGGUUGCACAGCGGCGACGUCGGCGCCAUCGACCCGGAGACGAACAUGCUUUCCAUCACCGGUCGCAUCAAGGAACUCAUCAUCACCGCUGGUGGCGAGAACAUCGCACCGGUUCCUGUCGAAGAUGCCAUCAAGGGCUACCUUCCGGCGAUCUCUAACGUCAUGAUGGUUGGCGACAAGCGCAAGUACAACACCAUGCUCGUCACCUUGCGUCAAGUUCCCGACGGCGAAGGUUUCACGGAAAAGCUCUUCGGCACGUCUCUCGAGGUCAACCGCGACGUGACGACCGUGAAGCAAGCGCAAUCUGACGCGAAGUGGAAGGCUUACAUCGAAGAAGGCAUCGCCAAGUACAACAAGACCGCGGUUUCCAACGCUCAACGCAUCCAAAAGUUCAAGAUUCUCGACACCGAUUUCUCCGUGCCGGGCGGUGAGCUCACGGGCACUCAAAAGCUCAAGCGCAACGUCGUCACUGAGAAGUACGCCGCUGUUAUUAACUCGAUGUACUAA
Molecule: messenger RNA, 1872 nt
Organism: Ostreococcus lucimarinus CCE9901
Lineage: Eukaryota; Viridiplantae; Chlorophyta; Mamiellophyceae; Mamiellales; Bathycoccaceae
Exons: 1
Coding region: 1-1872 (623 amino acids)
Cellular component (GO): membrane; endoplasmic reticulum
Molecular function (GO): long-chain fatty acid-CoA ligase activity
Source: RefSeq, a predicted model, not a curated record